ACAACCAACUCAAAAAUGUCUCGCCAAAGCACUCGCCUCGAUACAAAGAAAGUGAACUCGGAACUGCUGACCCUAACGUACGGUGCGCUCGUGUCCCAGAUGCUGCGUGAUUUCGAAAACGUCGAAGACGUUAACAAACAGCUCGAUCGCAUCGGUUUCAAUAUGGGCAUGCGGCUGAUAGAGGACUUUCUGUCCCGUACCGGAUCGGGCCGUUGCUUGGAUAUGCGUGAAACAGCGGACAAGAUACAGCUCGCCUUCCGGAUGUACCUAAAUGUGCAGCCGACCAUCUCGAACUGGGCUGCCUCGGCGGAUGAAUUUUCACUCAUUUUCGACACAAACCCACUGACGGAGUUUGUCGAGCUGCCGGCGGACUAUCAACAGCUACGGUACAGUUCCAUCCUCUGUGGAUGUAUACGGGGUGCGCUGGAAAUGGUACAGCUUGAGGUGCAGUGUUGGUUCAGCCAGGAUCAGCUGAAGGGUGAUGCGACGACGGAAAUUCGGGUGAAGUUUGUACGUCGGCUGGAAGAUGCAGUACCGGCUGGGGAAGAUUAAAGUACCAUACGCA
Molecule: messenger RNA, 565 nt
Organism: Anopheles maculipalpis
Lineage: Eukaryota; Metazoa; Arthropoda; Insecta; Diptera; Culicidae
Gene: Bet3
Product: trafficking protein particle complex subunit 3
Exons: 2
Coding region: 16-552 (178 amino acids)
Biological process (GO): intra-Golgi vesicle-mediated transport; endoplasmic reticulum to Golgi vesicle-mediated transport
Cellular component (GO): cytosol; cis-Golgi network membrane; TRAPP complex
Source: RefSeq, a predicted model, not a curated record